Molecule: messenger RNA, 4180 nt
Organism: Schistocerca nitens (vagrant locust)
Lineage: Eukaryota; Metazoa; Arthropoda; Insecta; Orthoptera; Acrididae
Product: echinoderm microtubule-associated protein-like 2
Exons: 21
Coding region: 411-3263 (950 amino acids)
Biological process (GO): microtubule cytoskeleton organization
Cellular component (GO): mitotic spindle
Molecular function (GO): microtubule binding
Source: RefSeq, a predicted model, not a curated record
GCAGGCGAGUGAGGUUGUGUUCGAAGGGUCGGGGGAGUGCAAACCGCCACGCGUCUCCGUCGUCCUGGUGAUCGACACCGCGACGCCAUGGAAGCGUAGCAGCUGCAGCCGCCGUCUCCGUCGCACCUGUCACCUCAUAAGCUGCGAGGCUGCUCAGAAGACUGCCCGACGCGUCCCAGCUGGUGGCCCGCGGCUCCAUCCUCUUCUUCUUCCUUACUGGGAAGACUGGGCGACCUUGGCUCCUCUUGGCAUCUCGUCUUCCUCCUCCACACCCGCACUGCCUGCAUCUUGUUUAUUUUCCCGCGGCUCGCCACGUGGGAUCGCCCGGGGCGGCGUGUUUGUGUGGAAGGAGCAGCAUGCCGCCGCUGUGAGAGCCACCUGUCGGCGCGCGGCCGCACCACGACCACCUGAUGUACCUGUCGCGGAUAUCGGAGGGCGCCACGGGCGCGCCUCUCAAGUCGCCGGCCGCCGACGUCAACGAUGACGUCAUGGAGGCGUGGAGCGACAUGAUGGAGGCGGACGGCGAGUCCCUGCGGGAGCGCGUCUCGCAGCUGGAGCGACGCGCGCUGUCGCAGGCGGACGAACUGGUCUGCCUCCGCGCCACGCUGGCGGACGCGCUGCGCAGGUUGGCAGCCCUGGAGGCCCGCACUGGCCAGCCUGCACCCUCCGCCUCGCCGGCCAUCACCACCUCCUCCUCCAGCGGCAGCCAACAGCACCACGGCACCCUCACCAGGAACGGCGUGCGCGGAGCGUCGAACCACGUGGGUUCAGCGACGACGCCGCGCCUGCGCCAGCCACAGUACCAGAACCAGGGGGACGCGGGUUCGAGCUCGGUCAGCAGCAGCCGCGACGCCGUGCGGCGAGCCUCCAGCUACGCGCCGUCCUCGCUGCCGCAGAGGCGUGCAGUGCACUACCAGUCGACGGGCUCCCUGCACUCUGACAGCCCCAGCUCGAGCAGUGCUUCGCCAGUGCCCACGUCUCCACCCCCGCAGCAGGUGCCUCCGCCACAGCAGCCUCAACCGCCCCCGCGGGGGCGCGCGUCACCCACUGCGUCCGGCCUGGCACUGUCCAAGCGCUGGAGCUCCACAGGGGACUUUGGUCACGCGGGCAUCGUGCAGUCGGCCACACCCCAGCACCAGCCACAGUAUCACCACGGCAUCGCCUCCAGACUUGCGACCAAGUCUCUGUUUAAUCUGCACCUGCGCUCUCAAAUGCAGGGACAGCACCAGCUAAAGCACGGGACGAGAGAUGCGAGCUACAAUGAGGAGGAGGGCACGGUGCGGUUCUUCUUGCGGGGGCGGCCCAUCAUCCUGCACGCACCUUCUCCUCUCAUUGAGGGCUUCGACCUCAGCAAGGUCAACCCGGCGCCUCACACCAGGCUGAAGCUUGAGUGGGUGUACGGCUACCGAGGGCGGGACUGUCGCUACAACCUGCAGCUGUUGCCAACUGGUGAGAUGGUGUACUUCGUGGCGGCAGUGGUGGUGCUGCACAACGUGGAGGAGCAGAGCCAGCGGCACUACCUGGGACACACUGACGACGUCAAGAGCCUGUGUGUCCAUCCAAACAAGUUGCUGGUAGCAACAGGUCAGACAGCUGGGCACGACCGCCGAGAAGGCAGGUCAUGGAGACUGAAUCCACCGCCUGACAGAAAUGCUCCGGAGGCGGAGAUGUGGCCUCACAUCCGGAUCUGGAAUUCGGUGAGCCUGGCCACUGUCGCAGUGAUUGGCAUAGGCGAGUUUGAGCGCUCCAUCUGCUGUCUGACAUUCUCCAAAGCAGAUGGAGGGACCCUGCUGUGUGCAGUGGAUGAAGCCCCUGACCACAACAUCUCCAUCUGGGACUGGCAGAAGAGCCACAGGAUCACAGAGACCAAGUGUUCUGCAGACACGGUUGUCGCAGCAGAGUUCCACCCCCUGGACAAGAACAGCAUUGUCACAUGCGGCAAGUCGCAUAUCAACUUCUGGACACUCGACGCUGGUGGAACCCUCUACAAACGGAUGGGUAUCUUCGAGAACAGGGAUAAACCAAAGUAUGUCACUUGCCUCGCUUUCACCGGCCAGGGUGAUGUCGUCUCUGGAGACUCCAAUGGGAACGUCAUUGUCUGGGGAAGAGGGACCAACACAAUCUCAAAGUUUGUCCGAGGAGUUCACGAAGGCUCAGUGUUCAGCAUUUGUGCACUGAAGGAGGGCAGCAUCGUGACCGGAGGCGGGAAGGACGGCCGGCUCGUGCAGCUGGAUGCGAGCAUGAACCCGACGGGAGUCGAAGCUCAGGUACCGGAGCACCUGGGCGGCGUGCGGUGCAUAUCGGAGGGCCGCGGCAGCCUGCUGGUGGGCACGACGCGGUCGGCGGUGCUGACGGGCGCCCUGGAGCUGGGGUUGUCGGCGGCGGUGUGGGGCCACGCGGACGAGCUGUGGGGGCUGGCGCGGCACCCCACACUGCCGCAGUUCGCCACCGCCGGCUUCGACCGCCUGCUGCACGUCUGGGACUCCAUGAGCCACUCCACCGUCUGGAGCAAGGACCUGGCAGAACCCUUGCAGAGUGCGGGCUUCUCCCCUGACGGCUCACUGUUGGUAGUGGGCUGCGUGUCUGGUCGCUGGCUGUCACUGGAUGUGGAGACGAGGGAGGUGCUCACAUCCUACACGGACGGCAAUGAGCCAAUACAGGUGGUGCAAUUCUCCCCCAAUGGCCAGCUGCUGGCCCUGGGUUCGCGAGACAACAACAUCUACAUUUACCAGGUGGCAGAUGAUGGGAGAAAGUUCUCAAGAGUUGGCCGGUGUUCGCCGGAAAGGAGACAACGAAGAACCAGCUCUCUGUCUUCCCUGCUGGGCCACUCAAGCUACAUCACACAUCUGGACUGGUCAGAAGACAGCCAGCACAUCAGGAGUAACUCAGGAGACUAUGAACUCUUAUACUGGAAUGCCGGUCUGUGUAGGCAGAUACAGCAGUCCUCUUCGAUGAGAGACAUCACGUGGGCAACAACCAACUGCACCAUCACUUUCGACACAGUCGGCAUCUGGCCGGAGGGUGCUGAUGGCACGGACGUAAAUGGCUGCUGUCGAGCCCACGAGGCUUCGCUGCUCGCCACGGCUGACGAUUUUGGCAAAGUCAAGCUGUACACAUUCCCUGCCUCACAGCCUAAGUCACUUUGCCACAUUUACGGCGGUCACAGCAGCCACGUGACAUCUGUGGCAUUCCUGCACGAUGACUCGCGACUCGUCUCGACAGGUGGGCGUGACACGAGUGUCAUGCAGUGGGCACUGGUCUGAUUCGGCUGAUGAAGUCACAUUGUCAGUGAAUUAUUUAUUCCUAUAGUGAACGGAAUGCAAAACAAGACGUGUUCUUCCCACUGUAACAAACAGAUGAUUGUGUGUUUAUUUUUUUUUAUAAAAAUGAGCUACAGGCACUGUGUCAGUGGAUAAAAUGUGCGAUUAUAAUAGUUCUGAUGUAUUCUGUCAGUAAGUGCUUGAGAAUCUGAUAUUUGGAAUUUUUUAGGGUGUGUCUACUAGAAUAUAAUCACAUUCUGCUGGGACAGUUGAUAGAAUGGAAAUUUCAGUUACAAUACAACAGAUUUCUGAGUAAAGUUAUCAGAAUAUUGUAAUAAUUGGAAGUUUUGAUUAGGUGUUAUUUUUUGUGCAUUUUACAGAUUGUCUGACUCAGGUUCAGAGGUCCUCUACCUGGGAUAUUAUGAAACAAGUGCUCUUUCUCUUCCUCUCAGGGAUAACAAAAAUAUGCCUAUUAUUUAUUGGCUCAUAGGCCUUUUGGAAAUGUUUGUCUGCAGAUUAUAGUAGAACAUUAAGAGCUGUCUUCAAAUACUUGAUAAGAAACUAGAUCUUGCAUUUUUUUUACUCCAUUUUACUGGUGAGGACAAAGUAGAAAGCUGUUGGCACCAGCAACAGAUGUAUAUCAUUUAUGCUUGAGUAAGAAAGAGUAUUUCUGCUAUGCAUAACUGGAAAAUGAUGUGCCUUCUGCAAUUCUUAACUGCUGUGCAGCUGCAAAUGCAUUAAAACUGUGCUAAGUUUGUGAAUAUACACUACAAUUAUGUUGAAAUUUUGUACAGUUUAUUACACUGAGUUUAUGAUGUAUUUCAUGAAAUGUAUUGUGCUAAACUUAAUAAUUUAUUAAUUAAUGUAGUACUGUACAGUAAAAUGUCCAUAAAGCCACUGUUAAUGAACUAGACUGUUCA